Frankliniella occidentalis (western flower thrips) is the source of this 1394-nucleotide messenger RNA. Its product is annotated as ribosome biogenesis regulatory protein homolog. Gene Ontology annotation, molecular function: protein binding. The coding region runs from base 100 to 1221 and encodes 373 amino acids. The transcript is spliced from 6 exons. NCBI's taxonomy places the organism in Eukaryota, Metazoa, Arthropoda, Insecta, Thysanoptera, Thripidae. Gene Ontology annotation, biological process: endonucleolytic cleavage in ITS1 to separate SSU-rRNA from 5.8S rRNA and LSU-rRNA from tricistronic rRNA transcript (SSU-rRNA, 5.8S rRNA, LSU-rRNA); ribosome biogenesis; ribosomal large subunit export from nucleus. The record is from RefSeq and is a predicted model, not a curated record. Gene Ontology annotation, cellular component: nucleus; nucleolus; preribosome, large subunit precursor.
CUUUCUGACGCCAUCUUUCUCGUGUUUCACUUCACCUCGUGGCCGUAGGUUAGGUUCUCCUCAGUAGCAAUGCGUACUUGGCCAUAGUGUUCCAACAACAUGGAUAUCGUAAACGAAGUUCUGCAAAAAGCAGCGAGGGAAGCAGAGAAGUUUAAACCUAUUACAGUUGAGAAGCACUUGGAAGUUGAAUUUGACGUAGGAAAUUUACUUGCUUUCGACACAAAUGAGUUAGAUACCAGAAAGUUAAGGUCCGCAACAAAUGAUUACCUCAGAGAUUUGACAAGGGACAACACACAGUUACUCUUAAAUAAAGUUUGGGAGCUGCCUACAAAGCGUGUAGAUGAAGCUAUAGUUGCCGAACUACCCAAACCAUCAUAUCUGAUUCCGAGAUCUCUUCCAGUUCCGAAACCUAAAGAACCUACCAAAUGGGAAAGGUUUGCUAAAGAAAAGGGCAUUGUUAAGAACAAAAAAGCCAAGUUGCUCUGGGAUGAAACACUUAAGAAAUGGAUACCAAGGUACGGUUAUAAACGGGCAGCUGCUGAGGAACAGAAGGAUUGGUUAAUAGAGUUACCUGGAAAUGCUGACCCAAUGGAAGAUCAGUUUGCUAAGAAAAAGAAGAUAAAGGAUGAAAAAGUUGCUAAAAACGAGCUUCAGCGAAUGAGAAAUAUUGCGAAAGCACGCAAGAUCAAAAUACCUAGAGUAGGAAUGUUGUCCACUGACAGACCUUCAACUAAGGAUCUUCACAAAGCAGCUACUGUGGCAAAGGUUUCAACUGCCUCGGUUGGGAAGUUCCAGCAAAGUUUACCCAAGGAAAAGCCAGCAAGAGAUGUAAAGAGUCUUAUGCCUGUAGCACCAGCUGCCAAGAGAAAAAAGCCAAAUCUUACUCCACAGCAGGAGAGAAAGUCUAAUAUUGACAUCAUAGACAAAAUUUUAAAUAAAAAGCCUAAAAUUGAUUUGGAAGCUGCUGUUAAUAGGGAGAUGCAUUAUCAAGAUUCAGAGCGAUCUGAAGAGAAAAAAUCACAGAAGCCUAAAGCAGGUCGUGGUGGGAAGAAAAGAAGUGCUGGUGCUGGUGGAGGCAAGAAGGGGAAAGGAAAGUUUGGUGGUGGCGGCGGUGGCAAACCAGGGAAGGCUUCUGGUAAACCAGCUGGUAAGCCAGCUGGUAAAGUUAGAGCUCAUGGAGGUGCAGGGAAAAAGGGUGGAGGUGGCCGCAAAAGAAGAUGAACCGUUGUACCUGCCUUUUAUUUAUGAACAUUCUCAAAAACUUUUGACCGUUAUAUAUUCAUUUCUUCUCAGUUCAAUUUUCUCUCUCAAGCCCACUGUUAAGUUCUUUUUGCUAAUGGAAGUUUCCUGUUGUGUCAUUGUUGAAGUAAAUAAAUUGACUUUACUCUGUUCAA